UUUUAAAAGACGAUUCGCCGGCGCUAGUCCCGUGCAUUGGUGGUGAUACUUUCACUUAUUCCAGUCGUGGCUGAGCGUUAAUCAAGCGAAUGAAGGGCUCAUAUCUGUUAUCGCGACAAGCUAAGAUAUUAAAGGUUUCGUGAUAUCUUUCAUUUGCUCUAAUUUUAAUGUAAGAGGCAGUCGCUAGGAUUGAAAUACUACCGUGCAUGAUGUCGAAGCACGAAGGUGUUAAAUUCACAUUCACCUGGAUUAUUGAAAAUUUCAGCAUGUGUCAUCAGUCGAUGGGGCAAUUUUUUGACAGUCCAUUAUUUGCUUUUAUUUCUUUACCUGGCAUGGAAUGGAGUAUACGCUUAUAUCCAAAUGGUAAGCUCAGUAAUAAUUCUAUAGUUGUUUGUCUAGUAAGAGCUGAUGAUUUUUCUGAAGAAUGUAGCGUCAAAUUCAGCAUGCAGAUAGAUUGUAAUGAACAGGUGUUGUUUAGAGUAACUGAUGUAACUAAAAUCUUUAAUGUUAAAACAGUAUGGGAAUCCGAAAACUUUCUUAAAAACGAUUCCUUUCUCCUGUAUUUGACAAAUGACAUUCUCGUCAUAAAAUGCACUUUGCAACCAAUGUGUCAGCAUAGUGAGGAAGACGUAUUUCCGCCUCUUUCGUACGAAAACGGAAUUUUCACAGACGUUGUAUUACGAGCCGAAGAUACAUCCUUUAAAGUGCAUAAAGCAGUUUUAUGGGCAAGGUGGCCUAAACUGGCAGAAAAACUGGAUGAAAAGGAUACUAGUGAACAAGUUCUGGAUAUUCAACCGAAUGUGUUGGCCGCUAUCAUUGAGUAUAUUUACACAGGAAGCAUAAAUUUCAGUCCAUCUGAAUCUUUAGAAUUCUACCAGGCUACUGAGAAAUAUAAAAUUCGCUGUCAAAAUUCUUUACCUUUUAUUGCUCAGAAAGUGAAAACCCGAAUCAAUGCAGAAAAAAUAUCAUUUCAGUGGCCAAUCGAAAAUUUCUUCAGCCUACCUGGUAAUACAGAUUUAUACAGCUAUGUGUUUGCUGUCAGAAGUGUAAGUUCUUGUAAAUGGAAUUUAAAACUGCAUAUUUUGAGCUGUCAAGGAGUGUUCGAAAUUUUCCUCUGUAAAGCAGACGACAAUGAAUGCCCACCGAUUUUUGUGAGAAGCAAAGUAUCUCUUCAUGGAGUAACUGCUCAUAAUGAACACUUGUUCGAAAUGGACAAAAAUUGGAGACUUGCGCAAAAGUAUAAAAUAAUGAGUAAUUCAGUACUACUUGAGUGUGAAUUUAAAUUUUCGAACUGCCAUUAUUCUUCUGAAAUUCUGGAAUCUUCGUGCAAGUUUAUUUCUUCUACAAAAUGCCCUUAUUAUACCAGUAAUUUUAGAAGUAUGUAUAAAAGCGGAAAAUUGUCGGAUGUUAAUAUAGUAGUCGGUUCAGAUUAUUUCCCCGCACACAAAUUUAUUCUGUGCGCACGAUCCUCGGUAUUUUCUAGAAUGUUCCACUCUGAAAUGAGUGAAUCGACAAGCAGCAGUGUUGUGAUAUCUGAUGUGGAACCUGAUAUAAUGGAUGAACUGCUUUUGUUUAUGUAUUCCGGAAAGCUAGAGAAACCCUUGGAAGAAACAGCAAUGCUAUUGUACUCAGCAGCUGAUAAAUAUGACGUACCUGCUCUCAAGAAAAUGUGCUCAUUAUUUCUGAAAUUCAAUUUCCACAUCAGAAAUAUAUGCAGCGUUCUGCAGUUAGCUGAUAUGCAUUCCGAUUCUGAUCUAUAUCUUAGCGCAUUACAGUUUUUUUCUAUCCAUGCUCGAGAAAUUUUCUUAACCGAUGAGUGGAAAGAGAUCUCUGAAGAUAGCUCGUGGGUUAAACAUUUAGAAAAUGUGAUGUGUCUUAAAAAUCACAGGAAAUAAUCGAUAUAAAAUGUGACCAGAUAACUAAAUAGCUUUGCGACUGAAAAAUAUGCUAUUUCAUAUUAAUCAUUGAUAUGUCGUGCAUUUAACACAGUUUAGUACACUAUCCUCUAUUUAGCACAGUUUUAUUAAAGAAUCAUGAAGUCAGAAUAACUACGAAAUCUUUAUUUAACAAGUUAGAGAGUUUGCUUUAACUCAGAUAGAACACAGAGUUAACAGUCUUUGCAAACAUUUAAACAUUAAAACAUUUGAAACGUUGAAAUAUAGAACUUACAAGAUACUUAUUUUUAAGUUUUAAAUAUUUUCAGGCUAACCUGUUAGGCAAUAUUAUGAGGAGUAUAUAUUCCAUAAAAGAAGGUAACAUGCUGAAAAGAAUGAAGCACAAAUACAACGUUAAGCACAAAAUCUUUAAGACUUCUUCAUCUGAACAUAAGUUAGAAUCCUAUCUCGCCAAUAUCGUCUGGAGCUCUCUUUUUUGUUUUCCUUUUUUUGACGUUGCCAAAUUUCGUUAUGUAAAAGUGACACUAAUUUAUUCUAACAUUCACAAAAUAGGUUAUUUAUGUGAGACUGCUUUUGUAAAAUUUUCUUUUAUAUAAUAAUUGCACAUUCUUAGCAAUGAAAAAAAGUGAAUAACUUAUUCAUUUAUAUGAUUUAAAAUAUUAUGCAAAAUUAUUGUUUGCUGUUUUGCCAUUGCAUUUUAUAAAUUCGUUAUCUCCUAUACUUAAAAACUUAAACGAAGGAAAAAUUAAGUUGGAAAAUCAAAAUCUAAAUUAUACCUCUAACUGCUUUAGAACAGUGGCAAAAUUAAUUAAUUUUGAAAUGUAAUCAAAGAAAAUUAUAGCAUCAUAAUUCGAAACUUUGCCUUGAUUAUGUUUGAAUUCUGAUAUUUGAAUUUCCUUUGAUUAUGUUUUGAAUUAAAAUAUUUGAUUUUGUUUUGAAUUUUAUAUUUGAAUUUAUUCUUCCCCUCUUUUUUUUUUUUUAAUUGUAGUCCAAAGGGGAAGGGGUCCCUGAACGACUAUUGUUUUCGUUUUGCGACUUUGCGUUGGUUCACUACAAAUGUCCGUUUCACCUUUCAAACUGUUGCCAUCAAAUGUUAGAGUAAUUAAAUAAUGAAAAAUCUGCAUAAAUCUAUGUAUA
Stegodyphus dumicola is the source of this 3032-nucleotide messenger RNA. RefSeq names its product speckle-type POZ protein B-like. Gene Ontology annotation, molecular function: protein binding. The record is from RefSeq and is a predicted model, not a curated record. Lineage: Eukaryota; Metazoa; Arthropoda; Arachnida; Araneae; Eresidae.